AUGGUCUACUGCGGGAAGCCCUCGAGGGGCUGUCAGAUGUGUCGAACUAGGAGGAUAAAGUGUGACGAGACGAAGCCAACCUGUAACCAAUGCGCCAAGUCGCGCCGCCAAUGUCCUGGCUACAAGGACGAAUUUGACCUCGUCUUUCGGAAUGAGACCAAAGCAACAGAGAGGAGAGCUCAGAAGGCGAACCGCAAGGCCCUGGCCCAGAAAGAAAAGGAUCUCGACUCGCCGACGUCAAGUUCGGACAAGAGCAUUUCACCCACAUUCAAGAAGGAGUUUGAUUCGCCCACAGCUGUUUUCCCUGGUCUGAACGUCCCAGUAGAACAAAUGGCCAGUUGCCACUUCGUUGCCAACUAUGUCUUGCUACCCAGGCAGGGAAGCACACGUGGGUUCAUGGAAUACCUAUUACCGCUGUUGAAGGUCGAUCAAGGGAACCACCACCUACAGCACGCGUUCAACGCGUGUGCGCUGGCCUCACUAGGAAACCGACCGAACGCGGCAGCGACCCAAAUGAGCGAGAAGGCACUGGGCCACUACACGAAAGCAUUGGCAGAGACACACAUCGCGCUCAAAGACCCCGACCAGUCCAAGUCAGACGCCACACUUGCUUCCGUUCUUAUGCUGGGUCUCUUCGAAAAUAUGACUGCUCGACAAAUGGGCAUGUUCGCCUGGGGCUCGCACAUUGAGGGUGCCAUUCAACUGGUAAAGGCUCGAGGUCGGAAACAACUCCGGACAAAGACAGGCCUGCUACUCUUCAUCGCUGUCCGAACACAGAUGAUCAUUCACACGCUCAGUACGGGUACAGCACCUAUCAUGGGCGUGGAGUGGUGGCUCAGCGACGCCGUCAAGGACGAGUCCGCCGCACAGUGUCAGAGACUAAACAUCAAGACAGCCGAGCUACGUGCCGAGGUCACACGACUGAUGUCAACAGUGGCCCGAAGCCCAGAGAACAUCGACAUUAUGCUCGACAUGAUACGUCGGGCCCAGACCGUCGACCAAGAAUUCAUGAGCUGGAUGAGGAAUACGCCAGACUACUUCCAGUACACGACGGUAGCGUGGGAGGACAAUGUUCCCAACGGAGACUACGCAAAAGCCGAGGUGUUCCCUGGUCGUGUGGAUGUCUACCAAGACUUCUGGAUCGCGAGCGUAUGGAACAUGGCCAGAGUGUCUCGUCUUAUUCUCGCCUCCGUCAUUGUACGCUGUGCCGCUUGGGUUUGCUCACCCGUUGACUACCGCACAACACCCGAAUACGCGACGGCUGCACGUACAUGUGUGGACACCAUCAGCGAUAUAAUCGCCUCAGUACCCUACCACCUUGGAUGGCAUCUGAAGAGGCCCGAAUUGCUUGAAAGAGCAAACAUUUCAGGCUUUGCAUGCGGUUUGGAGGAAUCGCAAAAGGGUCUUCCCGGUUAUUUCCUCACUUGGCCCCUGGCGUGCUUGCACGGGCAAGACUACACAACGGACGCCCAAAGAGCCUGGGUGGUUGGACGAUUAAAGUUCAUUGGCGAUGAGCUCGGUGUCAAGUACGCCCACAUACUGUCACAGAUGCAAGUCCGCAUUCCAUCGAUGCUCAUCAGGAGGGACGGGCUGAUGGCCCAGCCGUACCCGCAGGCCCACAACUUUGAGAAGCUGCUCUCUGCGCGGUUCGCGCCGCCUUCCGCAGGCUACUCAAUGAACCCUCUGCAGCAACGCGAGGCCAUGCAGAAGGAAUUUGUCGAAAAGCACAAGGCGGAGCUCCUUGCGAAGGCAACCGGAACCGCGGGCCAGGCCGGACAGUGGGUAGCGCAAAAUUGGUUGACGGUUCGCCCAGGCGCUCAAUGA
Colletotrichum orchidophilum is the source of this 1824-nucleotide messenger RNA. RefSeq lists its product as uncharacterized. The record is from RefSeq and is a predicted model, not a curated record. Gene Ontology annotation, biological process: regulation of DNA-templated transcription. Gene Ontology annotation, molecular function: zinc ion binding; DNA-binding transcription factor activity, RNA polymerase II-specific. The transcript has 3 exons. Lineage: Eukaryota; Fungi; Ascomycota; Sordariomycetes; Glomerellales; Glomerellaceae. The coding region runs from base 1 to 1824 and encodes 607 amino acids.